This is a messenger RNA of Pochonia chlamydosporia 170, 993 nucleotides long. Its product is annotated as malate dehydrogenase, mitochondrial precursor. The record is from RefSeq and is a predicted model, not a curated record. The transcript has 7 exons. Gene Ontology annotation, biological process: malate metabolic process; tricarboxylic acid cycle. Lineage: Eukaryota; Fungi; Ascomycota; Sordariomycetes; Hypocreales; Clavicipitaceae. Bases 1 to 993 code for a protein of 330 amino acids. Gene Ontology annotation, cellular component: cytoplasm. Gene Ontology annotation, molecular function: L-malate dehydrogenase (NAD+) activity.
AUGGUCAAAGCUGUUGUUGCCGGUGCUGCUGGUGGCAUUGGACAGCCAUUGUCCUUGCUUCUGAAGGCUAGCCCCCUUAUUGAUGAGCUGGCUCUCUACGAUGUUGUCAAUACUCCCGGUGUCGCUGCCGAUCUUUCUCACAUCUCGUCACCUGCGAAAGUUACCGGUCAUCUGCCCGCCAAUGAUGGCGCUAGGGCUGCGUUGAAGGAUGCGGAUAUCAUCAUUAUCCCAGCCGGAGUUCCUCGCAAGCCAGGCAUGACCCGUGACGAUCUUUUCAACAUCAAUGCUGGGAUUGUUAAGGGUUUAAUCGAGACCGCCGCCGAGGUUGCCCCCAAGGCUUUCAUCUUGGUCAUCUCCAACCCGGUGAACUCCACUGUUCCUGUUUCUGCAGAAGUCCUCAAGGCAAAGAAUGUGUUCAAUCCCCAGCGCCUUUUUGGUGUCACAACCUUGGAUAUUGUGCGAGCUGAGACGUUUGUUGCUGAGAUUGUUGGCCAAAAGGAACCCCAGAAGCUGACCAUCCCGGUUGUUGGCGGCCACUCUGGUGAGACCAUUGUUCCCCUCUUCAGCAAGGCCAGUCCAUCAGUUACCAUCCCUGGCGAGCAGUACGAUGAUCUUGUGAACCGCGUGCAGUUCGGUGGCGACGAGGUCGUGAAGGCCAAGGAUGGCCUUGGAUCCGCUACUUUGUCAAUGGCUUACGCUGGAUUCCGUUUCGCCGACAAGCUCCUUCGGGCUGUGAAAGGCGAGAAGGGCCUAGUCGAACCCAGCUAUGUCUAUCUUCCCGGUGUACCCGGAGGUGAAGCCAUUGCUAAGGAGACUGGCUGUGACUUCUUCUCUGUGCCUAUCGAACUUGGACCCAACGGUGCCGAGAAGGCCACCAACCCUCUGGAGGGCCUCACCGAGAGGGAGAAGGAGCUUUUGGGCAAGGCAGUUGAGGGCCUCAAAGGCAACAUUAAGAAGGGCGUUGAUUUUGCCCACAACCCUCCCCAAAAGUGA